UUUAUUUGUAGUUCAACAUCUUGGCAUGGUUUCCUUUAAUCCCUGAAAUCUUGCACAAAUAUGCUUACAAAAUGACAUUUUCAUGAUAAAAUUCUACCUCUCCUACCUUUCACCUUCCGAUGGCUCGAUUUUCGUCAUGGGUCCAAGAGCGCCAUUUCCCCAGCCUUCAUAUCCCCAUCUCCAUAGACAGAUCAUUCUCGGUCGUUCCUGAAGGACCGAUUCAAGCUCGAGAUGGGGAUACUUUGUAUCUCUCAAACCUUGAUGACAUCAUUGGAGCUCGGGUUUUCACCCCCACUAUUUACUUUUAUAUUGUGGGCGGAAACUCAAUUGAUGAUGUUGUGGGCACUUUACGAGACGCCCUUGCUAAGGUUUUAGUCCCCUACUACCCUUUUUCGGGUAGGUUAAGGGAGACCAAAAAUAAGAAGUUGGAAGUGUUUUUUGGGCCUAACCAAGGUGCACUCAUGGUUCAGGCCCAUACUGAGUUGUCAUUGGACCAUUUAGGUGAUCUCAAUGUUCCUAACCCAGCUUGGUCCAAUUUGGUUUACAAGUUUCCCAAUGAAGGUGACUAUAAGGUUAUUGACAUGCCUUUGCUAAUAGCCCAAGUUACUAGGUUUAGUUGUGGUGGGUUUAGCCUUGGAUUAAGGAUUUGUCAUUGUAUAUGUGAUGGGCUUGGGGCAAUGCAAUUUCUUGGAGCUUGGGCCUCCACCGCAAGAACGGGCUCAUUGGUUGUGGAUCCGAACCCUUGUUGGGAUCGAGAAAUUUUUGCGCCUCGUGAUCCUCCGUUGGUUACGUACCCUCAUGUCGAGUUUAUGAAGAUCGAUGACAUUUCUAACUUGACAAAUAGUUUAUGGGAAGUGAAACCGCUUCAAAAGUGUUAUUGGCUGAGUCGGGAAUUCCAAGCUCAUUUGAAGAGCGUGGCUCGGCCCAUGGAUAGUUUGGGAUGCACCACUUUUGAUGCUAUGGCCGCUCACGUUUGGAGAUCAUGGGUAAAAGCGCUAGACGUGAAACCACUAGACUUUGGGCUACGCUUGACCUUUCCAGUCAAUGCUCGGCCCAAGCUCAAAAACCCACCUCUCAAAGACGGGUUUUAUGGGAAUGUAGUGUGCAUAGCAUGUGCCACUAGCACCGUAUCCAACCUUGUAAACGGGUCGCUCCAAGAUGUGACCCGUUUGGUCCGUGAAGCCCGGUUAGGGGUUUCAGAAGAGUAUUUAAGAUCAACAAUAGAUCAUGUUGCCGUGGAUAGACCAACUAAGCUUGAGUUUGGAGGAAAGUUAACAAUCACCCAAUGGACCCGGUUUUCAAUGUAUGAGACAUCAGAUUUCGGGUGGGGUCGAGCCAUUUACGUGGGCCCACUCGACUUGACCCCAACACCUCAAGUUUGUGUUCUCCUCCCUGAAGGGGUGGCUAAUUCUAAUGGUGCAAUGGUGGUAUGCAUUUGUUUGCCAGAGGCUGCUGCCCAUAGAUUCAAAGAGUUAUUGUGCUUGAUGGAUACGUCAUAAUCUAGUUUCACCAUUAAGUUGAAAGGCUACCAAAAAUGUGAUAAUUUUCGUUUUUUAAAUGGUUGUUUUUAUAACACUGUGUAUUUUAAAAGCUAUAUUAUUGCACAUUUUAUUUGUAGUAAGUUAUGCACGGUGUGUGAUGCAACGAAUUAGGCGAAAAUGGUGAUUAACUAGUGGAUCAAUAUUCAAGUAAAUUUUAUCGAUUUCA
Messenger RNA from Helianthus annuus (common sunflower), 1707 nucleotides. Its product is annotated as omega-hydroxypalmitate O-feruloyl transferase. Gene Ontology annotation, molecular function: acyltransferase activity, transferring groups other than amino-acyl groups. The coding region runs from base 120 to 1499 and encodes 459 amino acids. The record is from RefSeq and is a predicted model, not a curated record. NCBI's taxonomy places the organism in Eukaryota, Viridiplantae, Streptophyta, Magnoliopsida, Asterales, Asteraceae. The transcript has a single exon.